AUGAGUCUCGUGCGCUUCAAGUUGGUGUUCUUCGCUCCAAGAAAAAACACGAAGGCCAUCCUGAAGCAGCUGUUCGUCCGUCUCCCCAACGCGGUCGGUAAGAUUGGUGACUACCAAGAGUGCGCAUUCGUCACGCCUGGCACCGGUCAGUUUAGACCAGGUGCAUCCGCGAACCCGGCCAUCGGUAAGCCAGGGACACUCGAGUAUGUGUCAGAAGACAGGAUCGAGGUUGUAGUCAACGAUCAGGGAAACAAAGCGGAGCUACGAAAGGUAGUCGAGGCGCUGAAAGCGGUUCAUCCAUACGAGGAAGUGGCUUACGACGUCUAUCGCCUCGAAGACCUAUAG
This is a messenger RNA of Coniophora puteana RWD-64-598 SS2, 345 nucleotides long. RefSeq lists its product as uncharacterized. The transcript has 3 exons. Lineage: Eukaryota; Fungi; Basidiomycota; Agaricomycetes; Boletales; Coniophoraceae. Bases 1 to 345 code for a protein of 114 amino acids. The record is from RefSeq and is a predicted model, not a curated record.